CCCGCUGCCACCGCCUCAGCGUCUCUUAUGUCACGCCUGCCUCCCUUUCCCUCCCGCAGCGACCAGACAUCCCCAGGGCAUCCCGCCCGGCCGCCUUUCCCUCGGGAGAGACCCCAGCGAGGGGCUCCUUUGCCUGGGGACGGGCUGAGGAGACCACUGCUCUAACAAAACACAGGGCAGCCGCGAACACACAUCUGUCUCUAGUGGGGGAAAGACGGCUCUCCGUGGGCCCGGGGCAGGUCCGACCGUGCACCGGAGCUGAGGGGGAGCGACGGCGGAGGCGCGGCCGUGAGGGGGAGCGCGGGGCCGGGGCGGGGCUUCCCGCGGGGACGGCUCAACUCGCCGGGGUUGGCGGCGGCGCCAUUUUGAAUUGGCUGAGGGUCGGAGGCGGCGGCUGCCGAGCAGGGUUCCGCGUCCCCCGAGGGAGAACCCGCGAGGAAGGAGCGGAUAUGGCCGCGAAUAGGAACUUGAAGCAAGUGCGGAUCGAAAACAGCUCCCCAGCGGUGCCGAUGGGCAUGGUGGGGGGCGGCGGCGGCGGCAACCUGAAAGGUUUGCGCGGCCUGGAAGCGGAGAGUGAGGCGGCGGCGGCCAUGGCUCUGGUGCCGAGCAAAGAAGGUGGCGGAGAUGAGGAACGGGAGGUUGGGUUCACCAUCGAUAUCAAGAGCUUUCUCAAACCUGGCGAGAAGAGCUACACGCAGCGUUGUCGGCUGUUCGUGGGGAAUCUGCCUACUGAUAUCACCGAGGAGGAUUUCAAGCGCCUUUUCGAGCGCUACGGGGAGCCCAGCGAGGUCUUCAUCAAUCGGGACCGUGGCUUCGGCUUCAUCCGCCUGGAAUCUAGGACCUUGGCUGAAAUAGCAAAGGCAGAACUUGAUGGUACUAUUUUGAAGAGCAGACCACUUCGAAUUCGAUUUGCUACCCAUGGAGCUGCCUUAACUGUGAAGAAUCUGUCGCCUGUGGUUUCCAAUGAGCUGCUGGAACAAGCGUUCUCGCAAUUCGGGCCAGUGGAAAGAGCGGUUGUUGUAGUAGAUGAUCGCGGCAGAGCCACAGGGAAAGGUUUUGUAGAGUUUGCAGCAAAACCUCCAGCACGGAAAGCUCUGGAAAGAUGCAAUGAUGGGGCAUUCUUGCUUACAACAACACCUCGACCUGUUGUUGUAGAACCAAUGGAGCAAUUUGAUGAUGAGGAUGGACUCCCUGAGAAGCUAAUGCAAAAAACACAACAGUACCACAAGGAAAGAGAACAGCCUCCCCGCUUUGCUCAGCCUGGAACAUUUGAGUUUGAAUAUGCUUCACGGUGGAAAGCUCUUGAUGAGAUGGAAAAGCAGCAGCGUGAGCAGGUUGACAGGAACAUUAGAGAAGCCAAAGAGAAACUUGAGGCAGAAAUGGAAGCAGCUAGACAUGAGCAUCAGCUAAUGCUGAUGAGGCAAGAUCUCAUGCGUCGUCAGGAAGAAUUGAGGCGUUUGGAAGAGCUUCGAAACCAAGAACUUCAAAAACGCAAGCAGAUACAAUUGAGGCAUGAAGAAGAGCACAGACGUCGGGAAGAAGAGAUGCUACGCCAGAGGGAACAGGAGGAGUUGCGACGACAGCAGGAGGGAGGAUUUAAGCCAAAUUUCAUGGACAAUCACAGUCUUACGGCUUCAGAGAUUUUAGCCCCACAAAGAUAAUCAGUUCUGCUGUCAUUAUUUUGGAAGAGGAGGUUAGGAGACUGGCCUAACUUGGCACCUGCUGCAAAAAUGACAGGUAAGGAACCUUACAGGAGGGAAUGGGGAGCAUUGUGCGAAGUUCUGUAAAGCAGAAUUGCAAACACUUCAGAAGCUGUGUAUUAGUGAGUUUGACAAUUCCUUAGGAAUACUUUUGGUUUUUAUUUUUUAGUUAAAGAAAAUUGGACUAUGCACAGUAUAGGAAGUUUUGUGUGAAACUAGAUUCCCCCUUAGGUUUUGCAAGAUAGAAAACAUCCUCAAAUUAGUGAGGUUAUUACUAUUAUAUAUAAGAAUUUUUAUGUAAUACAAAGCUUAUGCUGAUUUUCUGUAAUCUUAAAACUAAGAUAUGAGAACUUAAGAGUAGAUAUGAGAAAGUCUCUUAGGCUUUGCAUAUGAACAUUUUUGCGACUUUAAAACAAUUUUAAGUAUUUUUGAAAUAAAAAAUGAGUCUUAAGAGAAGUAUGCCUAUUUAAACAUCUCUAAAAUCUUAGUGGUUCUCUUAACUCCUUGCAUAAGUUUAUAUUUGCAUUGUAUGUAGCACAAUGGUAUCCUGACUUAUGUUAAAGUAGUAGAGCUGUACUGAUCCUACUUAACUCUGUGCUAGCUGUGCUGGUUUAAUGAUAUCUUGUUUACAGCAGACUUUUCUAAAUCUGUUUCUCUGAUAGGUGACCUCAGAGUUUCCAGAACCUGGCAGAACUAUCUAGUGGAAUUUUAACUCUAGCUUCCAGUGCCAAGUGCAGCAUUUUCAGAUGCUUUUCAUCUGUCAGGUUUCUUAAGUUUUCUUUGUGAAGUCACAACUAUACAUCAUUAUUUCUAGGUGAAAGAGAUAAUGAGGGUUAAAGGUUAUUCUCUUGUUCCUUCAACAAUUUUGUACUUUUUAGCUGUUCAUGACAAAAUGCUCAGGACUUCACAUCUGUGUAACCUGUCAUGUGAGUUCUGAAUGGAGAAAACAACACCAUUACUUGGACAUUUUUUCAAGUUGCUCAGCAUGAACACAGUCAUUGAAAGUAAAAAUCUAAACAUUGAAAGAUAUUUCUGUUGCUUCAAUGACAACAUUUGUAAAAUGGGUAAUUAUGAAAAUCAGUGAUGAGCCAGCUAUUCUGGUGCUGCAGGUUUCUCAACUUGAAAUGGGAGUGUCAUAGAGAGGAAGGGGCUGUAUUAAAAAAUACAGGACUUAAUUGCUAUUUCAUACAGGAUUAUCGUAAUGACUUGGACUACUGUCUCACAAUGCACGAAAUUUUGGAAAAAAUAUAAUGUGUGUGUAUAUACAUACAUACAUAUAUAUAUAUAUAUAUAAACCCCACUUGAUGCUAUUGUGUCUUGUAUCUAGGAAUGUAAUAGCUUGCAAAUGAACAAUUUUAUUAGUUUUACAAAGUGUUUACAAAUUUUAGUAUCUUUGAAUUCAGACCUUGCUGAAGCUGUACAGAUGAAAACUUUUGUGUCUUCUGUUUAAAUGCUUUCAGACAUGCUCAUCAUUCCCUAAAUAUUGAAGAAAUCAUCUAAUUUCUAUAUGGUGAAGAUCUGCAAUCCAAGCAAAACAGAAACAAAUGUCCCUUGAUCGCAGAUUGUCACUGGCAUGUGUUCAUUGCCUGGCCACUAGUAACUGCCACCAUUUGUUCUUUUUUGAAAUCUGAUCCCAGAAGAGGAAUAUUACUGCAUUCACAUUCCUCAUUCUGUGUAAGAUGCUAACUUCAGGUACCCUACACCUUGUAACUUGAAAGUUGUGAAAUGGAUGUAAAAUAUUUUUCAUGAACUUGCAAAGGAAAUUGAAUGCCUUGUUGGCUUAGCUCAAGUAGUAUUUUCCUUUUUGUUUCUAGGAACUUAAUUUUUCCUUUUAGCUCCAAUUUGGUAAAUUUUUCCCCUUAAAUGCUUGCUUGCUUGCUUCUACUCCUCUGCCAGUAUAUGCACUUAUUAAGAGAAUUUGACAAAUACAAGAUUUGGAAAAAUUGUGUUGCAGUGUGUCUCCUAUAAUCCCUGGCAGCUAUGCAGUGAUGCCAGGUAACAAUUACUUUAGUCUCUAAUGGUUUUAUUGUCCUCAGCAGGGACUACUCAUAAUUAAGAUGAGCAGGUUUGGCCAGACUAGUUAGAAUUAAGAGAAUAGGGAGGAUAAGAUUGCCUGACCAUUUAAGAAUGUCUAGCACUGUAUCUUCUGUUAGUAUGUCAGCAGCCAACAU
Molecule: messenger RNA, 3871 nt
Organism: Pyrgilauda ruficollis (rufous-necked snowfinch)
Lineage: Eukaryota; Metazoa; Chordata; Aves; Passeriformes; Passeridae
Gene: PSPC1
Product: paraspeckle component 1
Exons: 7
Coding region: 450-1661 (403 amino acids)
Biological process (GO): regulation of DNA-templated transcription
Cellular component (GO): nucleus
Molecular function (GO): RNA binding
Source: RefSeq, a predicted model, not a curated record